Penicillium pulvis is the source of this 1035-nucleotide messenger RNA. Its product is annotated as sugar phosphate isomerase/epimerase family protein. The transcript is spliced from 4 exons. The record is from RefSeq and is a predicted model, not a curated record. Bases 1 to 1035 code for a protein of 344 amino acids. NCBI's taxonomy places the organism in Eukaryota, Fungi, Ascomycota, Eurotiomycetes, Eurotiales, Aspergillaceae.
AUGUCCACAAUCAAAGUUGCGAUAGCCACGAACUCGCUAGGCAAAUCCGUCGCCGGCCACACAAUCCACCGGAAACUAGAAGCAGCCAAAUCUCACGGCUUUGAUGGCGUCGAGGUUGCCUUUGAAUGCCUCGAUGCACACGCUGCUACAUUGACCUCUCCAAAGACUCGCAACGACAAGCUCCGCGCAGCCGCAUCGGAUGUCUAUUCAAAAGUAACGUCCCUCUCCCUUAGUCUAAUUGCGCUGAAUCCAUUUCGAGAUUACGAUGGUCUGAGAAGUGCGCAGGAAGUCAAUUCCCGAUUGGAAGAAGCUGAGCUAUGGUGUCAAUUAUGUCAGAUCAUGCGAAUUCCGAUCUUCCAGAUCUGCUCAGCACUAUACCCCAUUGAAGAAUCGAGAAUCACAUCGGACCCGGUCGUCAUAGCUGCCAAUAUGCGAAAGCUCGGCCUCCUAGCACAAAAAUACAAUCUUCGGGUUGGGUACGAGGCUCCUGCAUGGGGGAUCCACAAGAAUACCUGGCAGCAUAUCCAAGAGGUUAUUGAUCUAGUCAAUCUUCCUAAUGUUGGACACUGCCUUGAUACAUUCCAUAUUGCAUCAAGAGAAGCUGGAGAUCCGUUUAAUGCAACCUCGCCUGUGCGGAAGGAUGGUCAUCACAGACUUCAGAAGAGCUUGGAUGAGUUGAAGCGAACUGUUGACCCCCAAAACAUUGUCUACCUGCAGCUCAGUGAUGCAAUCGUGGCUGACCCGGAGCAGAAGGGGUACCCUGUGAAGGAUUUGAAGCAACCCCCUUUUAUGACCCAGUCGAGGAAUUGUCGAAUUUUUCCAUGCGAGUCACAUCUUGGUGGUACUCUGCCUGCCGUUGAUGUAGCGAAGGCCAUUUUCGAUAUUGGGUAUAAUGGCUGGGUAUCUAUGGAGGUCUUCCACACUGAUAUGUUUGAUACACGAGUCUCGGUUCCCGAUGACUGGGCGAGACGGGGCAUGGAAUCUUGGCGACGGGUCAUUGUUCGCUGUGGACUCAAUCAUCGAGCAAAGUUCUAA